Messenger RNA from Electrophorus electricus (electric eel), 4179 nucleotides. It is a transcript of the gene prickle2b, whose product is annotated as prickle homolog 2b. NCBI's taxonomy places the organism in Eukaryota, Metazoa, Chordata, Actinopteri, Gymnotiformes, Gymnotidae. Gene Ontology annotation, molecular function: zinc ion binding. The record is from RefSeq and is a predicted model, not a curated record.
AUCCCUUGUUCGUUUGUUUACAUGGAUACACUGAGUUAGCCUUUGAAAUCGUGUUGAAUGGAUGUAGAGUGAAAUAAUGAAGACCGAGACAGGCGUCUUCACCAGGUCUUGUUCUACAUGUAGGCACUAGUUGGCACAGUGUGUGAAUAUAUUUGGUAGAAAAGUGUCGUAAAAUGUGAAAACCUGAAUACACACAAGGCUACUUGAUAGAAGCUUUGCUCUAAAAACAAAUCUAGGACUUUACUCGUGUUCUGUGAAUGGACCAAAGGGUUCGCAUGUUUAACCAUUUCUAUCUUAUACGUAACUACAAAUGUAAAAGUGAAAAAAGCCACUCUGGCAGUUGUAGCGCUCCAUUAUUUACAGAAAUUGCCGUGCUGCUCUCUGCCCCGCGUAUUGUGCCCUGCCCCGGGGCGCUACAGUCUUGGGGAAAUUGACUGAUUUGCAUGCAAAUGAUUCGAAAGCGCCGUGCAUUCAGCGCGCUAAUGACACCAACGCGGGACGCUGACUUGCUGACAUCACGCUCGUGGCCCAUCGCGAGCUCAGUCUCCGCCGGCCAGACGAGGCGAGUGCACGCACCACUGCGCUCCCGGGCUGUUUCUCGGUACGCCGUCGCACCGGAGAGUUGUCCCGCACGACCCAGCCGCUUUUUUCCUUAUUGCAGCCAACGGCCAGGACGCGGCCGCCGUCCGAGAGCAUCAGAAGUUGAGACGUGCGUCGCUUGGACGUGUUUCCUCGCGCGAAUUCCGGGUGGUCUGCGAAUUUUGUCUUGACAAAGAAGUGCGGGGCAGACGGUGAAGCACCGUGGCGAAACUCGGAGAAGACGCCGGACCGUUGUGGUUGUUGCGUUUAGAUUUGCUGUCAGUUCGCCGAAAUGUGGAAAAACCCAGAUUAAUACCAGGCUGAUUCCGCGGAGUAACGUCUCUCCGCCGUGUUCACGGUAAACGCCCACCUCACGUUUCCCCGACUCUGUAAUGGGAAUGCAAGCCCAACUAUUUAAACUUGACCGGGGAACCCGUCAGACCUUUUGGACGUGUUAUGCGGCCGGAUUGCGGGACAGGGGCCGUCAACUGCCUCCUCUACCACUGCUCUGCUUUUCUAGUCGCUGAUGGUUGGGAAUCGCAGUCACUCGCUCAAGUUCCUACUUGCGCUUUAGCUGUCCGUCCGUGCUUGUGUUGUCACCGCUGAAGAUUUGAGUCCGUUCUACCCAGAGGGGCUCAUCCGUGCUGACCGCCUCUGAAGAUCUGUGUGCACUGCCAGUGUCCCCGCGAGGAUCAUGUGGUGAGCAUCAUGCCCCUGGAGAUGGAGAAGACCGUGUCCAAGCUGGUGUACGACUUCCAGAGGAACUCCACGUCGGAUGACGACUCAGGCUGCGCUCUCGAGGAAUAUGUCUGGGUGCCUCCCGGCCUCAAACCCGAACAGGUUCAUCAGUACUACAGCUCUCUGCCAGAAGAAAAGGUGCCGUAUGUAAACAGCCCAGGAGAGAAGCAACGCGUCAAACAGCUCCUCCACCAGCUGCCUCCACACGACAACGAGGUGCGGUAUUGUAACUCCCUGGAUGACGAGGAGAAGCGCGAGCUCAAGCUCUUCAGUAACCUGCGCAAGCGCGAGAACCUGGGGCGGGGCAACGUGCGUCCCUUCCCCGUCACCAUGACCGGAGCCAUCUGUGAGCAGUGUGGGGGUCAGAUCAGCGGCGGAGACAUCGCUGUGUUUGCAUCGCGCGCAGGUCACGGCGUGUGCUGGCACCCUCAGUGUUUCGUGUGCAGCGUAUGUGACGAGCUCCUGGUGGACCUCAUCUACUUCUACCAGGACGGCAAGAUCUUCUGCGGCCGGCACCACGCCGAACGCCUGAAGCCGCGCUGCUCUGCCUGCGAUGAGAUCAUAUUCGCCGACGAGUGUACGGAAGCAGAAGGUAGGCACUGGCACAUGAAGCACUUCUGCUGCUUUGAGUGUGAGACGGUUCUGGGCGGUCAGCGGUACAUAAUGAAGGAGGGUCGGCCGUACUGCUGCGUCUGCUUCGAGUCCCUGUACGCCGAGUACUGCGACUCCUGCGGGGAACACAUUGGUAUCGACCAGGGCCAGAUGACGUACGACGGACAGCACUGGCAUGCGACGGAGACGUGCUUCUCCUGCGCCCGCUGCAAGAAGUCUCUCCUGGGCCGCCCGUUCCUGCCCAAGCAGGGCCAGAUCUUCUGCUCGCGGGCCUGCAGCGUGGCCGAGGACCCAAACGCCUCCGACUGCUCGGACUCGCCGCUCCAGAGCGCUCGCGCCCGUGACGCCCAUCGCGGCAGCGGAGGAGGAGGAGGAAGCGGGCCGUCGGGCCGCUGCUCGGCCGACGUGGACCCGCUGUCCCUGCAGAUGGACCUUUUGAGCCUCUCCAGCCAGACUCCCAGCCUGACCAGAGAGCCCCCGUCCUGGAAGAGCCAGGCCGAGGCGUACGCCUUCGAGAGCUGCCCCUCACCCGCCCACACCCCUCUGCAGCUGCUGAGUCAAUGCAACGUCCGGCCCGCCUACUGCCCAAGCUCCGCCCCUGGUCACCAGGACAGCGGGCUGAAGGAGGCGGUCCCGACCGUACGGCCUCCCGCGUCGGCCCUGAAGGGGCGGUCCUUUAACGAGGACUAUUACCCGCCCAAGCUGAAACCGCAGGCCAGCUUUAACGAGCUGGCACCCGGCAGCUUCACAGACAAGCGCUCGGUCAGCGUGCACGCGUUCCAGAGAGAGAGGGAUAUGGAGGUAGCCAUGCAGACCAGACGCAACAGGAAUCCCAUCAGCGCGCUGGGGUUCAGCGAACAGCUCACGCCACUGGAACAAACGCCACACGGCUCCAUGGAGUCACUGGCCCUGUCCAACGCUACAGGCACGUCGGCAGACGGCGUGGGAAAGAGGCAGGAGCACUUGUCGCGCUUUUCCAUGCCAGACCUGAGCAAAGACUCUGGCAUGAACGUCUCGGAGAAGAGUAACAUGGGCACGCUCAACUCGUCUGUGCAGUUCCACAGCUCCGAGUCCCUCCGCAGCCUCGCUGCCAGACAGCCGUACCUGGAGAUGGAUCCGCGGGCGCAGGGGAAUUACUCCCUGCCCUACGGCCAGGAGGCCCCUGCCGUGACCGCCAUCCCUCCCGGCUUCGCCUACCAGGAGGAGGGCCGCGCGAGUUCGGCGAGCAGCGCCAAUAACGCGCGCCUGGCGCCGAUGAGCGAGCGGACUCGCCGCCGCACGGUCGACCAGGAGGAGUCACGACGGCGGCAUCACCACCACCGCUCGCGCCGGUCGCGCCGCUCGCGCUCGGAAAACGCACUCAACCUGGCGGCCGAGGUUAGUCUGCCGGCUCCGCACCGGUCGCGGUCGCGCGUCCGAGAGGAUUACGAUCGGUUCCUGCCUCCUCGCUGCCCACGAGAUGGCGGCUUCGGCAACAGCAGGUCGAGGUCACAGACUUUUAGGCCGUGUCCUCGGACGACCUCUGACCUCACCCUUCAGAACCCUGCGCCGCAUCGUCACCUAGGCCACUACGGGUGGGACCAGUACGAUUAUGAUGAUGACUGGUGCUCGACCUGCUCCUCUUCCUCCGAUUCUGAGGAUGAAGGCUAUUUCUUGGGCGAGCCUAUUCCCAAGCCCGUGCACCUGAGGUACAUGACCAACGAGGAGUUACUGCACAAGUACAACGCCUCCGGCCUGGAGCACCUGAGUGGCAGAGGACCGCUCCACACUCGGAAACGGAGGAAGAGCAAAAACUGUAUCAUCUCCUAACACUCGCCUGCACCGUGAGGAAUUUGCCUGUCUCACUUAAAAACACUUUUCAGUAUUGUGGAGUUGCUCAGUAAGUGUUAUGCAGUAACGUCAAUGUCACACAUGCUUUGGCAUGGUUUUUUCUGCCAAUAUUCCUAAACAAUUCCGACUAUAUUUCACGCUAAGCUUCCUGUCCGGCUGAAGUCAGCAUGCAGCCGUGCUUCGUGUAACCUAUUAAUAGCCAGAGCGGUUUGGUACAGUUAUGGGCUACAUGGUUUACCUGCUAACCACAAGGUGUAUAUUACUAAAUGAAUGAAUAAGUUAAAGAUGUAAAAUAAAUAUUGUAAAUGAUUUUGUAUCAUUAGAAUCAUUAAGUAUAAUGCAGAGAUACGAUAGCAUGCGCAUCAACUUGAUUUUUGUCUUGUCUUGGAAAUUAAAAGUACAUUUUGGUUUGCAGUUUUA